GGCUGAUUUAAAGAUUUCAAUGUUUAGAAAAUCAAAGUUGGUAUAUAAAAUCUGAUUUGUAAGGUUACCAAGCAAGGGAAACAAAAUGGGUGGGCAUAAAGUUGCCAAUCCGACAGUCUUGUACUAAUGUCUACAAUUGUGGAUCAACAACCAAUGGUGGCAGAUCUUGGAGGACCGCAUCUCGGGGCGCCGUCUUCCUCGUCCGCCCGUCCGUUGCCGCAGGGCACCUUUGCUGCACGGCAGAAGGUCUCAAUCGUACCUAAUGGAAGUCCUCCUAUCAAUUUCCUGCUUUCCAUCUCAGUUUAUACGGAGUACAUUUCAUACCGUACUCGAGGAGGUCUGCUCGGCCUAGAAGCAGAUUCCAAGUUCAGCUAUGUCUUUGCCACGGGCCCACAACGACAUCAGUUAUUUCUCCUCAAACAUUAUCUUAAUUACCUAGAAUUUCGCUGUGAGACAUACACUCAAUUACAGAGUCUCUAACUUUUAAUUUUAAAAGUAAAAUUAUGGGACAAUAGCAAGAGCC
Messenger RNA from Cuscuta europaea, 523 nucleotides. The record is from the annotation of a GenBank genome assembly. Lineage: Eukaryota; Viridiplantae; Streptophyta; Magnoliopsida; Solanales; Convolvulaceae.